Messenger RNA from Aspergillus terreus NIH2624, 3273 nucleotides. RefSeq lists its product as uncharacterized. Gene Ontology annotation, biological process: nucleoside metabolic process. Lineage: Eukaryota; Fungi; Ascomycota; Eurotiomycetes; Eurotiales; Aspergillaceae. Bases 1 to 3273 code for a protein of 1090 amino acids. The record is from RefSeq and is a predicted model, not a curated record. The transcript is spliced from 6 exons. Gene Ontology annotation, molecular function: ADP binding; catalytic activity; protein binding.
AUGCGGCCCAAAUCCCGCAGCGACUUCACAGUCGCGAUUAUCUGCGCGCUGCCAAUCGAAGCCGAAGCCGUCGAGGAACUCUUCGACGAAACAUACGACACCCUGAGCCAGUUCUACGGCAAACAACAAGGCGACGACAACAUCUACACUACGGGACGCAUGGGCAAACACCAUGUCGUGCUGUGCUACAUGCCGGGAAUGGGCAAACGCAACGCGGCCAGCGUCGUCUCGAGCCUGAAAACGAGCUACACGCGCAUCGAGAUCGCGCUGGCCGUGGGCAUCUGCGGCGGCGUGCCGUUCCCACGAAACAAACCACCGAUCUUUAUCGGCGACGUGAUCGUCAGCGACGCGGUCAUCGAAUACGACUUCGGCCGGCAGCAUCCCGGUGGCUUUCAGCGGAAGAACGGAGUGAAGGAGACGCUGGGUCAGCCGAAUCGGGAGAUUCGGUCGUUCCUGCUUGGGCUACGGACGAAGCGGACACGGGGCGAAUUCCGGGAUCGUGUGGUAGGGUAUGUGCAAGGUCUCCAGCUGCGCGAUCAGAAGUGGGUGUAUCCCGGGAAAACGCUGGAUGUGCUCUGUGAGCCGUCUCAUCGGCACAAGCAUCAUGAACCGGGCGGGCGGAGGACGUGCUCCUGCAUGAGGAAGGACUCGGCGAAUUCGGUGUGUACGGAGGCACUUGAGACGGAUUGCACUGUCCUUGGGUGUGUGGGGGCUGGUGUCAGCCACGACCGUCCUGAUGGAGAGGAUACACGGCCUUCGGUCCAUAUUGGCACAAUUGCGUCUGCGGACAUGGUAAUGAGAUCCGGGCAGCAUCGUGAUCGAAUGGCACAUGAGGAAGAUGUUGUCGGGUUUGAUAUGGAGGGAGCGGGUAUAUGGGACAAUAUCUCGUGUCUUGUCAUCAAGGGUGUCAGUGACUAUGCGGACAGCCACAAAGACAAACGAUGGCAGGCGUAUGCGGCGGCUGCGGGAGCCGCAGGAGCGAAGACCUUCCUGGAGUAUUGGCGACCUGCUUUCAGAGAUCUGAUGACGAGCUCUUGUUGGCUGGUCCCAUUCGCCAGAAACCCUCGAUUCACGGGUCGGCGUGAGGAAGUUAAGAACCUAGAGGAUAUGAUUUUCAAAGUCCAUGGUCCUCGAAAAAUUGCUAUCGCUGGACUAGGCGGCAUUGGAAAGACCCAGAUUGCUUUGGAACUCGCCUAUCGUGUCCGAGAUCGAGACAGUCAAUACUCGGUGUUCUGGGUCCCUUGUACCAGUAUCGCCACUGUGGAACAGGCAUAUAUGAGCAUUGCACAGAUGCUGGGUGUCCAUGGGACUAGUCCGAGUGAGACGAAAGAAAGAUUGAAGCUCUACCUGAGUCAACCAAUUGCCGGCAAAUGGGUGCUGAUCUUCGACAACGCCGACGAGAGCGAUAUGUGGCUCCCGGGACGAGGACUGCGGGAGUUAAUUCCCCAAAGCGAGCACGGCAGAGUCAUAUUCACUUCACGCAACGAAAAGUUGGCGGUGACCUUGGCCUCGCCCCAUAUUGUCCAGCUUUCCGGACUGGACGAGCGGACUGCUACGAGCAUCCUCAACGAGUCUCUUGUGCAGAAGCAAUUGCUGAAUGACCGCAAGGCAACGGUCGAUUUACUAUCUCAGUUGGCGUUCCUCCCACUGGCCAUUGUGCAGGCAGCGAACUAUAUCAACGAGAACAGCAUAAGUCUGGGUGACUACCUGGAGCUCCUUCAAGAACACGAGUCGGAGGUUGUUACACUCCUCAGCGAGAGCUUUGGGGACGAUUGGCGCUAUCAGGAUAUGCAAAACCCCGUUGCCACCACCUGGCUUAUAUCUUUCCAACAGAUUCAACGCAUGGAUCCGUUAGCCGCAGAGUACCUGUCAGUUAUGGGAUGUCUACAUCCGCGCGAUAUUCCCCAGAGUCUGCUUCCCGCGGCGCCGUCCAAGAAGCGAGAGCUCGAAGCUAUUGGUCUCCUCAAAGCGUAUUCGUUUAUUAGUGUCAGUGAUCGGUCUGACGAUGCAUGCUUCAACCUCCAUCGACUGGUCUACCUGGCGAUUCGGAACUGGUUGAGGUUGAAUCAGCAAAUGGAGCCGUACAUCUUCAGAACGGCAGGCAUUUUAGCGGAAAGGUUUCCGACUUACGCUGCAGCUAAUCGACCGUUAUGGCGACAGUACUUGCCUCACGCCCUAUCGCUGAUUGGUGAAAAAGACUUCCGAGAAAAGCGGCAGUGGUUUCUUCUGCUAUUGCAGAACAUCGGACAGUGUCUCUUCAGUGACGGAAGAUACAAUGAAGCUGAAGCAAUUCUUUACGAUUUAAUGACCAUUUCCACAGAUCUGUGGGGGGUUGAACAUCCAUAUACAAUCUUGAUUAUGUCGUGGGUCUCCUGUGUAUACCAAUUUCAGCGGCGCACGAGUGAGGCGGAACAGCUGCAGAUGCAUAGUUUGGAAACCUUGAAACGAGCGCUGGGACCGGAACAUCUGGAGACCAUAGCGUGCCUAGGCCGUCUGAAGGAAGCGGAAAAAAUGCAAAAGCAGGUGUUAGACAAAUAUAUCCAGGCCCUAGGACCGACGGAUCUAGGUACUUUAUACCAUAUGGCGGGCUUGGCAUUGGGACCCGAGAGCUGGGGUACUUUGGAAGCGAUGCUGAGUCUGGCAUUCGUUUACCAUUUUCAGGGUCGGGUGAGGAGGGCGGAAAAGCUGGUGAUUCGUGUCUUGAAGGCAAAACAGCAUGUAUUGGGGGAUGAACACCCGGAUAUCAUGAGGUGUUUGGGAGAAUUGGCAACUGUCCACCACAACCUGGGACGGUGGAAGAAAUCAGUAAAGCUGACGACUAAGGUGGUUGAGAUGAGCACGCGAUUACUCGGUCCCAGACAUCCACUCACUCUCUCCUAUCUGGAUAGCCUCGGGGUAAGCUAUGCAUGGAGGCACCGAUGGAUAGCAGCUGAGAGGCUGCACGUGGAGGUGAUGGAACUGCGGAAGCAAAUGCUGGGACCAGAGCACCCGGACACUCUCUACAGCAUGACAAAUGUCGCUUGGGUAUGGAGCGGAUUGUGCAGACAUGAUGAUGCAUUGGCGUUGAUGACGGAGUGUGUUCGGCUCCGGCGUCAGGUUUUGGGCCCUGAUCACCCAGAUACCAUUGCUUCCAUGCGGUACCUCCGACUUUAUGAAGCCAAGAGGUUACACCCCAAGCUUGUGAGAAUCCCCAUCGUGACAUAUUACUUCGUAAAGUGGAGUACCUACAGUAGCUGUAUCGCAGAUAUCCUCUGCGGAGUACUCCGCAGUUAA